Molecule: messenger RNA, 833 nt
Organism: Myxocyprinus asiaticus (Chinese sucker)
Lineage: Eukaryota; Metazoa; Chordata; Actinopteri; Cypriniformes; Catostomidae
Exons: 6
Coding region: 27-539 (170 amino acids)
Source: RefSeq, a predicted model, not a curated record
GCACUUGGACUGCAGAAAGCAGCAGAAUGAGGGGUUGGAUGCAACUAGGGCUGUUUUGUCUCAGCCUGCUCAUCUCCAGUCUUCAUGGAGAACAAACUGACAAAGAAAGCAGCAUAGAACAACCACCAAAUUUUACAUUUGAACAGGAGGAUCUUCAUCAGUAUGAGGUCUCUGAAAAUGAACUGGAACCGAAUCAUCUGUCUCACGACUAUGACAUCAUGCCAGUGAUACACAGAGUACGGCAACAGUCAGUCUCUGCAGAAAAGGAAUUUAAUGCGAAGAAAGAAGUCUUCUCGCCACUGAGUAGCAUCCGCACCAAGAGACAGGAGAAUGCCAAGGUUGCCAGAAGAAAAAGACCUCCGCGCAUAGGAGGUCUCACCCCUUUAGGAGACAGUGGAGUUCCACAGCCUCCUCGUGCUAAGAGGCAGAACAAUGAUCGAAAACAACGCAAGAAGCCUAAACCAGGGAAGUUCUCUAUACUAGCGUCUCUUCCCAAGGUUCCCACAUCCCCUGAAAAAGAAAAAAUAACAAUUGCUUAGCGACAGUGUUUCAGCCUCAAGUUAUGCUUGUGGAAAUAAUAUCUUUUCUUUCUACUACAAUUUCCUUCCAAAGUAUAUAUUUAGGGUAAAUAACAACAAUCUAUGUGACAAUUUACCUGGAUUCUGGCUGAUCUGGAAUCCCAAUAGGCACCACUAGGAUGCAGCAUUUACCCAAAAGAUGGUAACUCCGGACAGCUUGGCUUCUAUAUAACACAAUGUUAAAUUGAUGUAUGCUUAUUUGUAUCAUAACUACAAUAAAGCAUUUGUGUGUAGUAUAACUUUACUCUGUGGACC